GGGGGGUGGCUAUAUCUCCGCCGCUGCCUGAGGAAUGUCAACUAUUCAACAUGGAGACGGCGGUUACCAGGCUUGAGACCAUGGGACGUGCAUAUUAUACAAUGACACUUGCGCUGUGAAGAGCAGUGAGCUCAACUGUCAGAUAAUGCAAGAAAAUGCUGCUGUCUGCUCCUUUCCAGAAGGCAGAAUCUGAUCUGGAUUACAUUCAACACAAAUUGGAGUUUGAAAUAAUGAAAAACCUUCCUGAAAAUCCAUCAGCAGAGGAAAAUCCAGUGACUCUCUUAGAGGAACUCUCAGUGGUGAAGUCACGUUAUAAAAUGUUAUGUACGCAGCUGGAAGAAAUUUCUAUAGAGCAAAGAGAGUCUAUGAGCUGUAUUCAUGCUACUCUAGAAAACACUAUGAAGAUGGUGCAGGUACUACAGCGACAUGCUGAUCUUGAGCUUUCACCUCUGUCUGAAGAAGAACAGACUGCAGCACAACGCUUAGCAUGUAAAACGGUUAAAGGAACAGAUCCACCAGUGGAAGAGCCACUUUGUUCAGUGUCUACAGUUCCUAUUCCAGAUGGGGAACCACAGUUCAAACCAGUGACUAAGGAGAUGUUGAUGGCUGUACCAAAGAUUAUCAGAAGCACUGUUAAAUUAGUGGACCUGAACAGCUUUUACAGGGAACUAUUUAACUACUUUGUUCUAAAUGGGAACAGAGCAGCAUUGAAUGUUGCACAGAUGAACAAGAUGAAUAUGAAAGCCACCAAUUCCCGGCUACAAAUCCUGAAAGAACUUUCCAUUGUAGAAAUUGACAAACAAGGAAAUGCUAAGUUAAUUGUGUAAAUUUAAGCCUAAAUGAACUAAUCAUAUUUUGAUAGAAGGAAUUUGGGUGCAGCUCCUGGUGUAUUGGUAGGCAAAUAGUUCUCUGUUUAUAAAAAUGAUACACAUUGUGAAAAUGUGUUGUUAAUGUGACUGUAUUAGGAUUCUCUUUGUAAUACCCAAUUGUGAAUUAAAAAGCAUAUAUCAA
This is a messenger RNA of Caretta caretta (loggerhead turtle), 1011 nucleotides long. It is a transcript of the gene SKA2, whose product is annotated as spindle and kinetochore associated complex subunit 2. Gene Ontology annotation, biological process: chromosome segregation; cell division; mitotic cell cycle. NCBI's taxonomy places the organism in Eukaryota, Metazoa, Chordata, Testudines, Cheloniidae. Gene Ontology annotation, molecular function: microtubule binding. Gene Ontology annotation, cellular component: outer kinetochore; spindle microtubule. The record is from RefSeq and is a predicted model, not a curated record.